UCGAAAGUACUGUAAACAUUGAAGUGUGCAACACAGGCUCAAAACGCACGGCCUACUGGACCGGCACGUAUUUGAUGAAUCAUAAAUAGUUGAUGCAAUUUUACAUCACGACGCGCAUACAAUGUUGUCCACGAGAGAACAACCGCCGAUGGAGGAUUUCGCACCACGCAGCUACCAAACGCAGCUGAAGGAGAUAUGUAUGGCCAAAAACACCAUCGUUUAUCUGCCGACCGGUUCCGGCAAAACGUUCAUCGCACUGAUGGUGAUGAAGGAGAUAAGUUACCAGGUGCAGAACAAGAUCGAGGAUGGUGGUAAGCGUACAUUUUUCCUCGCAAACACGGUGGCACUAGCGAAGCAGCAGGCACAGUUUUUUGUCCGCCAUCUACCAUUCAACGUAAAAUUGUACACCAGUGAAGUUAAUGUAGAUGCCUGGAAAAGCGAUCGUUGGCACAAGGAGUUUUCCGAAGGGCAGAUUAUUAUCAGCACCGCCCAAAUCUUGCUGGAUGUGCUUCGGCAUGGUUACAUGAACCCGUCAAACAUUAAUCUGAUUGUGUUCGAUGAAUGUCACCGGGCCGUCGGACAACAUCCGAUGCAUGCUAUAAUGAAGGAAAUAAUUGCGGCCCCCGCCAAGGAUCGGCCACGCAUCAUGGGUCUUUCCGGUACGUUGCUGUACAAGGAGCUAAAGAUGCCGACACAAGUGCCGGCAGAGUUGGAGCGGUUGGAAAAUACGUUCAAUGCAACCAUAGCAACCGUGUCGAACUACGAAGAGUACGCAAAUGUGAGCAGCUUUUCCACCAACCCUCAAGAAAUAAUGCUUCCGUUUCGGAAACCAACAAUGCAUUUGUCACCGGUGUGUGUUGAUAUACUGAAGCGGAUGCAGAAUUUCUUGCAAUGGAUAGAGGAUGUAUACUUACCGGAGUAUUCGACACAGUCGCCUCGAACAUUGACUAAGACCAGUUCGAAACCGAUCAAGGAAGUGAGGAAGGCGCUAAACGAGUUCAAAAAUCAAAUGGAAGAACUGGGCCUGUAUUCGGCAUCACUAGCAAUACUGGCGGUGAUUGUGCAGCUGGAAGUUAGCAAACGUCAGGCCCAGUGCAACAAAGCACGACAAGUGUAUCGUGCAGCGAUUUCAUUUUGCGACGUGAUACGGCAUGAUUUGGUUGAGGCAAUGAGCGGAUUUAGCGUGGAAAAGCAAAUAAUGAACUUCUCCUGUGACCGAACCUGCAAACUGCUCCAGUAUCUUGACAUGUCAUAUCGCACAUCGGAAGACCAGCAGAAGCAAGCACUGGUGUUUGUGACACGGCGCUUUACCGCGAAAGUUCUUUACCAUUUGAUAAAGAUCUAUUUUUUGGCUAAAAGAAAAAGCGACGAUCCGACGGAGGAACCAUUUGUGAAGCCGGACUUUAUCGUAGGCAAUAAUGCAGCGAUGGAGGAAUCCAUUGAAAUGAUACUCGCUAACAAGGAAGAUCGUCGGGUACUUGAAAAUUUCCGCAAGCACAAGAUUAAUGUACUGUGUUCGACCAACGUGCUGGAAGAGGGUAUAGACUUGCAAAUAUGUAACAUGGUGAUCAUGUUCGAUGAACCAAAAUCGUACUCCUCAUUCAUGCAAUCGAAGGGAAGGGCUAGGAUGAAAACUAGCAAAUAUGUCAUGAUGGCAUCGAUAGAGGACAGUGCAGCAUUUACAAGCCGUAUGAGAACGUACCGAGCUAUCGAAUCUAGGCUGAAAGAGGAAUUGAUUGGAAAAACAAUUAAUCGCCCAGAACCGCUGGCAACCGAUGUAGAGAAGGAACUGCUAGAUGAUAUGAUACCGCCGUUUUAUACACCGAUCGGAGCCAAGCUGGAUGUGCUUUCCGCAGUACAGCUGCUGAACAGGUACUGCAUGAGCAUGCCGCGCGAUCUGUUCACGGAUAGUGGCGUUACGUGGAAACGUAUCGAUCAGCCACCAAACAACAUCAUCGUAACGGUGAAUCUGCCGCUGCAAUCAACGGUGCGCGAAACGAUCUGCGGACAGCCGAUGGCUAAUGUGAAGCUGGCCAAACAGUCGGCCGCAUUUAAUGCGUGUAAGCAAUUGUACGAGGCCGGUGAAUUGAAUAUGAAUUUGCUACCAAUAUCGACACGGGAUAAGAUAGAUGAAUUAAGCGAACAGUACUUCCAGCAUUGGCGCAAAAUGUCAAACGAACCGAAAAACAGCCAACCGGGAACGAUGAAGUACGUACGUGGCCAUAAAAUUUGCUACCCAAAGGAAACGAUGGGUGGUACUCCGAGUGCGGACGGUGAAGGUUGCUUUGUGUACAUCAUUCGCAUGCGUGCCGAUUUCGAUGCCCGCGAUCGUAUCGAGAACGUACGGUUGUUUAAUGAGCUGUACAACAGCGGCAACAACUUUGGCAUACUGACGCGCAAUAAGCUACCUCCCUUGGCAAAGAUGAAACUGUUCAUUACGCUCGGUCCGAUCGAGGUGGAUGUAGUGGCGACACCCGUUCCAAUAACGCUAGUUCCCGACUCUGGCGAGCUGCAAAAACUGAAGCGUUUCCAUCUGAUGCUGUUUCGCGAUCUGCUAAAGGUGUGGAAACCGUUCACGGUACUGGACGCGCUGCCGGAAGAGAAUGGGUUUCUUAUUGUGCCGAUGCUACGCUCGGAGGUGAUCGAUUGGGAGCUGGUGAGAAAGUUCCAAUAUUUAAGACCGGCGGCGGAACUGAGCACUCGUGCGAGACAGCAGUUGCGAUUUGAGCCGCAAGAAUAUCAGCUCCGGGUUGUCCAUCCAUGGUACAAAAAUGAUCCGGAUCAGAAUCAUGUGGUGAUACAGGUGCGUGAAGAUUUGCGUCCAACGAGUGCGUUCCCGAAUGAGAAGUAUGAUUCGUACGAGGAUUACUUUAAGACCGAACAUCAUCAGGUGGUUGUGCGACGGGACGAUCAGUUCCUGAUCGAGGUGAAAGGCAUUACGACGAGCCUGAACAGAUUGCAUCCGGGUGGCGAAGCGAGCGGUGCUACUACCAACCGUUCGCGGUUCUGGGAGUUUCAGGAAAUACUGAUCCCGGAGCUGGUGCAUAAUUAUGAGUUUCCGGCAGAUUAUUGGUUGAAGGCAACUUUGCUACCGAGCACGUUGCACCGUGUACACUAUCUGUUGCUGGCGGAAGAAAUCCGGGUAGAUCUGGCCACGAAUGCACAGGUUGGAUGUUUGGAGUGCGUAAAACUGGAAGAUCUUCCUGUCGACCGGCUGCUGGCCGCUGUGGGUCAAAAAUCGAAUGAAAGAUAUGAACAAGAAGAUGACGAUGAGGAGGAGGAGGAGGAAGAGGAGGAAGUGUGCAAUGAAAGGAUGGGAACGGUCGCAGUACCGGGCGAUGUAAAACAGCCCGAUCGUAAGCAUUUGCUCAGCGUGCUGGAACAGAUACACAGCGAAUCGGCAUCGGUGGUUGAUCGGUAUACGUAUCCCUGGGAGAGCAAAGAAGAGCCAAAAGAUUUGGAUCGCAAUUGGGAUACGUUGAGCAAGAUCGAUCUGGACUAUUAUGCGUUGUUCGUGAAUAAACACAACCCAAAUGCGAAUGCGAUUACGAACAGCGUAUAUCGUUCGCUGACCGAGUCCAACGUUGAGCAAGAGUUGUCAAAGCUGAACCUGCAGCAAGAGGUACAGCAGGAAGCAGAUCCGAAGCGGCCACUGCUCGCGAUUACCGACGGGUAUGGGCGGGCAAACGAGAUAAAGAUGCUGAAGCUAACGAUGGAAAAUACGGCCAACGUAUGCCUGCAGCAGGCAGAUUUGCUGCAAGCCAUCACCACCAAAUCGUCCGGCGAUGUGUUCAAUCUCGAGCGGUUCGAGGUGUUGGGGGACGCGUUUCUCAAGUUCAGCGUAUCGGUGUUCACCCUGUUCCGGCACACCAGCUGGCAUGAAGGGUACCUUACGUUCUGCAAGAGCCGCAUGGUGAGCAAUCGUAAUCUGGUGUACUGUGCGAUGAACUGCGGGCUGCCCGGCAAGAUAAAGGUGCACACGUUCGAUCCGAAGAACGACUGGGUGCCACCGCUGUCGAGCGUACCGCUCCCCAUACGCAAGGCGAUGAUCGAGGCGAACGAGUCGCCCGCGCUGCUGUACAAUCUGAAGCUGUCCGAGGAGGAAGUGCAGCUGGGUGUCGCGACGGCAGCUACUAUCGAGUGUUUCUUGCCGCUUAUCGAAAAAAUCGAUCAACCGCCCCGUUCCACACUGCAUAGCGUGCUGCAGCGGGUGCAAAUCGCGGACAAGGUGGUAGCGGACGCGACCGAAGCACUGAUGGGCGUGUGCGUGAAGACGGUCGGGUAUGAGCGUUCGUUCCGCAUUCUGUCACAUCUAGGCGUGAUACCGAAGAACGCCGACGUAUCGAUGCUGCUCCGUACGGCUAACUACCCGAUCGGUGAUUACUACCCUGUCCGCCACAAAGUGGACCAGCUGCUGUGCAAUCCGGACCGGAUCGAGUCGAUACUGGGGUAUAAGUUCCAGAACCGCCUUUACCUGCUGCAAGCGUUUACGCACAGUUCGUACAUGUCGCAAUCUAUGACCUCGUCCUAUCAGCAGCUCGAAUUCCUCGGCGAUGCCGUGUUGGACUUUCUUGUUUCCAUGUACAUCUUCGAGCGCAAUCCAACGAUGUCACCCGGUCAGCUGACCGAUCUUCGUUCGGCGCUGGUCAACAACGUGAAUCUGGCGUGCGUGCUGGUACGGUACGAGCUGCACCUAUACAUCCUCUCCCAGUCACCGAUGCUGACCGAUACGAUCGGCAAAUUUGUCGAUGUGCAGCGGUACAACAACAAUCGCACUGGCGACUGGGUCCGCCUGCUGACGGAAGAGUCGGACAUGCCGAUGGCGGAAUAUGUCGAUGUGCCAAAGGUGUUGGGCGACGUGUUCGAAGCACUGAUCGGUGCCAUCUACCUCGACAGCAAGAACGAUCUGAACGUCGUGUGGCAGGUGUGCUACCGUUUGAUGCGCGAUGAAAUUGCCUCGUUCAGCCACGAUACUCCGAUUCAGGUCGUACGGCAGCUGUUCGAACAUCCGGAAGCGAAACCACACUUCAGUGCGCCGAUUGUCGAUGAUGAGGUGGUGUACGUGAAGCUGACCUACACUCAUCGGUCCCAGCGGCAAAAGGUGUUCGGCUUUGGCAAGAACAAGGAAGAUGCUCGCCGUGCUGCCGCCAAGAUUGCCUUGAGCAAAAUGGCAUAAAUGGCUAACGCGUAAUGUUUACGUUUUGUUUUUUUGUAUGUUUCCGUGUCUGUCUUUGUUAGCUUACGAGGGUUUAAUUAAAAUUAGUUUUGUGUUAGAUCAA
Molecule: messenger RNA, 5279 nt
Organism: Anopheles funestus (African malaria mosquito)
Lineage: Eukaryota; Metazoa; Arthropoda; Insecta; Diptera; Culicidae
Product: endoribonuclease Dicer
Exons: 7
Coding region: 122-5176 (1684 amino acids)
Biological process (GO): pre-miRNA processing; rRNA processing; siRNA processing
Cellular component (GO): cytoplasm; RISC complex; nucleus
Molecular function (GO): deoxyribonuclease I activity; protein binding; ATP binding
Source: RefSeq, a predicted model, not a curated record